UGAGUUGUGUUUAGUAUCUUUGCAGGAGAAAUUAGUCAAAGUUAAAAAGAUGUUACUAAGGCUGGGACCCUAUAUGUCCUGUUGAUGAAGUUAGGUGCUGUUCUGAGCAUUAUUUGUGGCUAUACAGUGGUGUUUUGGUUGAGCGCGUGGCUCUCUGUAUUUCUAUCAUGCAUGUCUAACUCGGUGUUACGGUGUGUUUGACCCUAAAUUGAUUUUACGCCGGAAUAUCCCUGUAAAUGCCGCUUUCUUCUCUUAGUUUUGGCGCGGUUUCAUGAAAACAAACAUUUAAACAGCGGAGGCGCCAAACGCGACUAGAAUGCUAACGGCUAACGAGCUAGCUAAAAAUCACCUCGCAGUUUACCUGCUACAUACACCCCUAACCGACCAAAGAAACCCACAGUUACUGUCUCACAUCGAGUCCAGCUCAUACUGUAGGGACGGUAUGAGAGAAAAUGCAUUUUGUUGUGAAACCGAGACUUUUUUUGAACCGCGGUACUUCGACGCCGAUGACCAGUGUUACGGUUAUUUCUGCUGCCGGAUUAUCUGGUGACAUCCUGGGCGGAUGUUCUUCGGCCUUUGAGAACCUGACGUUUACUACCCACACUAUGGACAUAUUGGUAAGUACAAAUACUCAUAAAUCUAUGAAAUUUUCAGUAACUAGGAUAAUUAUAUUUAAAUUACAACAAAAGUUGUCCCCUAUGAGCCACUGGAUUGUUUGCAAUGUUUAAACAGGCACCUGCACAGUCACCUAUUUCUUUUUUUCCCUCUAUUUUACGUUUUUAACCCUCUCGGAGACUCCUUCCCUUUAAACAUUGAAAUCUCAGAGCACAUUAUGAAUUAUUAAAAUAGAGAAUUAGACAUCUUUAUGGUAAACUUUUUAUUUCCAUAAAAAGUAACAAAACAGCCGCUCAGCAGAUGAUUACAUGACAGCAGGAAGUAUGCAUCACAACACAUAUCAUUGAAAAUAAGCAUUAGGAGACUCUCUUCUGUGCUGUGUGAGUCACUUCACAGUUUUAGCUUUUGUCUGGAUCUGCUUCUUGCGUUGCUGCAGAGGGGGGCAUGCAGGGGGAGCGGCCUGCGGCUACAGUAUUUUGUGUCUUUGACCUUCUCCUUAGCAGUUAUGUGGAUCCCUUGGUAAAAGCUGAGAGCUUUCACCCUUUGAAGAGCUCAGAGUCUCUGAUUUGGCUCGUGGUCCGACUAUGACGGGGGCGCAUGUCUUAGGGAUGAUGGUGGUCAUGGUCCGAGUCAGGACUCUUCCUCUCCUGGAGGCCAGAGUCGAACCUGCUGCAGGCCACUGUCUCCUGUCAGGACCUCUGAUCUCCGCCUGCUCUCUGGGGUGUGUCUGAUGGGAUUUGUGUGGUUGUCGGCUCUGCAGUUUAACCUGGAGGUCUUUCAGAGCCUGGUCAGUGUAGGUCUGCAUCUCUUUACGUACCUGAGAAAUCUGCACCUCAAACUCCUCUCUUAAGGCUUUCUCACUGGCCCCGAGCUUUGAGUCAAAAACUGCACAAAAAUUCUCCUCCUGCUGCUCCAUCACAGUUUUCUCCUCACCCGCCAAAGUCUCUUGUUUCUGAUCCUCUCCACCCUCAGCCACCCCGUUCACCUGUGCGCUCUCUCUGUCUCGGACCCUCUGCACCAGCUCCAUGAUGCCGCCGCUCUUCGGGGCCCUUGUGCCCGCCUGAGACCGGAUUUUUUCACGUACCUGUUUGAGAACAGACUGCAUCUUUGCAUGCUUCUCCUUCUCAGCAUCAACGGCGUCCUCAGGACACUCGUCAUGAAGUGUGAUGGAGCAGAUCAGCUCUUCUGCUGCAGCAAUGACAUCCUGCCGCUCCUGUUCACCGUUCACCAGUAUCUGUGGAUUCAUGUUGGAAGAAGAUUCACUUGCUUUUGCUUUUGUCUCGUCAGGAAGGUCUGCUGCCUUCAACUGAGCUACUACGAUGUUGUGAGGAGUGUUGUUGAGGGUAUUUGUCCCCAGAGAGGCUGAAUACCUGGGGAUUUAAUGCAGUGUGUUGUAUGAUGACAUUAGGGUUACACAACAGAAAUGCAAACGAACCUGCUGACAAAUCAAACCUGUCAACAACAGGCAGUUUUGCACAAUAAACAAAAGCUGCAAAAACUGAAAUUAAAACAAAUGCAACUCUGCCUGAAAGUACCUCAAACUUUUCAUACCACGUUAUUUUUGCACGUCUUAAAGCUUCAAUUAUGUCACCGAGCUGAUUUAUCGUAAAAUUCAGCACAUCGUGUGUGUUUUUCAUUUCUGUGUGUGAGAGUGUUCUUUUGCCUCCCAUGACAACUCCAAACCUCCUGGUGACAGUGUGAAAAACAAAGGUCUUCAGGGACGGUCGCAGCGGGAGCUCAGAGGAGCGGGCUUUCAAAUCUCAGGAGUGAGAUAGUCCAGCUGAAACACAGAAGAAAUAAUAAAUCCAGUUAAUCUCAUAAACAAAAAAACACAAAAUCUGAGGAAGAGACCGGGGUGAUCGACAAAAUAAUCAGCAACUGUUCAUGACGUUUGUAAGAAGUUCCUAGAUAGAUCCAAACCUUCAUAGAUCCUCAUAUAAAAGUUUGAUGAAGAGGACACGCUGGGAUAAACACAGUUAAUGGUUAGUCACAGCUCCAUCUGGUAUCUGAUCAGUGGUGGUGAGGACACACACGGACAAUUACGUCCACAUGUCUGAAGAAGCUCUGCAGAAAAAACUUCUUGGAUGUGUAUAAACCAUGAUAACUUGCCCUCUCUGUGCCUUUUUCUAAUUGAAAUGCAGGAAAAAAUUCCUUGAGUAGCUGCUCCUCUGAAUGAUGAAACAUGCCGGCGUGCCCCUUCGAUGUCCCUCCAUUUUAAAACAAAUGGAGAAAGUUCCCUCUGGAUGCUCCUGCAGUGUAUGAAACAUAUAAAGUGUCAUCUGGACAUCCUCCCAAUAUAACGAAGAAGUAAAAUUACAAAGUAGAAUUUAAUUUUUGAUGAUUCUAUUACAAGCACAGCCACACCUUCAAUAUUUACCCUCUACUUUUCUGCUUCUGUGUUUAACCACGCUUCUAUCUAUCUAUCUAUCUAUCUAUCUAUCUAUCUAUCUAUCUAUCUAUCUAUCUAUCUAUCUAUCUAUCUAUCUAUCUAUCUAUCUAUCUAUCUAUCUAUCUAUCUAUCUAUCUAUCUAUCUAUCUAUCUAUCUAUCUAUCUAUCUAUCUAUCUAUCUACUUUGUGUCUCAUAUUUCAGUAAAUAAAUUUCAGUAACUCUCUGUUAAACACUUCACACUCUCUUGUGCUCGAGUUCAGUUUGCACAGAUGAAACACUUUGAGCGUCACAUUUAUUCACAGCAGCUGAAAUCCAUUAACUCAAACUAAAAUGUCCAAAAUCAGAAAAACUUUCAAUGUACAAAAAUAUAUUGUUAAACUUUAACGUCUUUGAGCUCAUAUCGAUCUGGACUAAUUAAAAAGUUUGGACUGAUAUUUGUGGACUGAUGGGUUGGGGUCAUUUUAAACACGCCACGGUUCACUCAGCCCAAAUCCUGCGAGCCAAUCAGAGUCCAGCAUGAGUGAGCCUCCUCUCGCCACUAAACACUAACAUAUGGACGCCGUCUUCUGAGAGAGCGCAGCUGUAACCCUAAACCUUUGUGGACAAACAGUUUUUUUUUCUCCUAUAGAGUAAAAAAAAAAAGUUCAUUAUCAAACAUUAUGGAGACAUUUUUUAAAUUAAUCAGAGGAUUUAAAGAUUUAGUUUAGAAUAAUCUGAGAGGAAAAGAGAUGAUGAAGAUUUUAAUCUGAGCUGUGGUAUGUUGGCAUGUUGUUUUCCUGAGUAAUCAUUGUAUAAUGGCAAAAUGGCAACAAGCAUCAGUGCUCUUCGUCCUCCUCCUCCUCCUCCUCUUUCUCCUCCUCCUCCUCACCGGUGGGUGUGGACUCAGUAAACGUCACUCUCGGCUUUAAACUUCAGAACUUCAUCCUGCUUUUCUUUCUGACAGUCAGGUCAGGUCAGCGCAGCAAAAUGGUGAGUUCACUUUUUAAAGCCUCUCUCUGCUGUUACCUUUGACUGAGAGUUUAAUAUUUUUUGACUUAAUUGAACUUGAAAAUACUUAAAAAUUUUAAUGUCCUCUGAAUAUGAAGUCGUGACUAAAUUUGUGCUCUUUUUUUUCUUCCAGACGACGUACACAGACAAAGGUGAAAAGGUAGGUAACCUGAACAGAGAUUAUUGACACGCUGUAAAGUCACAGAUGGAGUCUUUAUAUUUUCUCAUAAAUAAAUGAUGUUUUUCAUAAAUGUCUCCACCGUCUGUUACUCUAAUGAUGAUAAUGAUGUUUCUCCUCUGCAGCACGAGCAGGGCCGGUUCCUCUGCUUCGACCACCUCACUUUCUGGGUUGGAAAUGCCAAGCAGGUAUUUUUUUUCCUCCUCUUCUUCAGAUGUUCUUCUCCUCGUCCUCUUGAAUUGUUUUCCUCACAGAUGGAGAGCUCGUCUAUCCUCUCAGCCAGACUAUUGGCUCUCCUGAGGGGUGGAGGGGGCACAGUGUACAGAACCACAGACCGUUUAGUGGAUUUUACAACAACAUUGGAGUUGUCCUCCUGUUACACCAGGAGAUGGCGCUGUUGGAGACUCUUUGUGUUAGGUCGUGAUGACAGAGUGAGAUGUUUUUGGAGUAAAAUCUGGAUUUUCUUUUUCAGGCGGCUUCAUAUUACUGUAAUAAACUGGGAUUUGAACCUCUGGCCUACCAGGGUCUGGAGACGGGCAGCAGAGAUGUGGUUUCCCACGCAGUCAGACAAGGAAAGGUAAAAAAAAAAACUGUUUAUCAGUGGGGAACUUUUUACUCUAAGGUGGCAGGUAGACGAUGAAACUGUAAGAAUUUUAGUAAAUAUUUUAAGAUAAUGUUACAGUGUUAUGAUUAAGUUAUAAGAAUAAAUUCAACGUUGGGGUUAAAGUCAGACUAUAACAAGAAUAAAGUUGUAUAAAACAUAAUAUUACAAGAAUAAAAUUACAGUUAAACUCUAAAACUACACGAACACAGUUUUAAUAUUAGAAGAAAAGUGUUGUACUAAAUUAAACCCUAAUACUUUCUGAUUAAAGUCUCAGUAAAAUCUUAAUCUUAUAAGAAUUAAACCAUAAUAACACAGAAUGGUGGUGUAUUAAACUCACCGUUCAUUAUUACAAGAAUUAGUCUUAAUAUUAGGAAAACAGAGUCAUAAUAAAUAAUAUCCCACAUGUUUAGUAUGAAGUUGUAACAUAAGAAUAAAGUCAUCGUUUAUGGAGAGAGGAUUUAUGGUAAAGUUUAAGUUUUUGGUGAAUUUUAAACUUUUUUAACAUCAGAGGAGCCGACAGCAGUCUGUGGAAAAAUGAGUUUUUGUUUGAAUUAAAAUAAAAUCAUGAUAAUCCUCCUUCACAGCAGCUACAACAUUUGUGUUUAGUGUUGACUAAAAUAAAUUUUUACUGUAAACCUAAUGUGAUUUUCUUUAAUGUGACCCUGAUACUCUGAUGAUGGAGUUAAUCGUCGACCAAAACUCUGACAUUAACCUCCUUUUAUUCUUUAUUGAUACUGAUCGUGUGCAUCAGUGAACGCUGUCAUUCACAUCAUACCAACGUAUCAAACCUGCAGACAUUAAAGGAGCAGCAGACAGAAGGUGUCGGUUCACCAAAGUGAGGUUGGACCCCAGGUCCUCCUGAACAGCAGCCUCUGCUUCUGCUGAAUGUGGUUUAUGUAAAGAAGACGAGAGACAAAAACUGUUUAUUAACUUACCUGCAAAAAGUCAAAUUUACCUUUUUAGAAAAACAAAAAUAAGGAAAAUUAAAACCAACUUAAACUGAGAUUCAAACACGAUUGUUCUGAUCAGGGUUUACACUCAGGAAAGAACAAACAAACGGAUAAUUAAAACUAUCUAAAGAUUUAAUCACGUUAUUCUGAUCAGGUUUACGGGUCAGAAAUAUUCUGAGCUCUUAAUUUUCUGUCUGUUUUUUUGUUUGUUUGUUUUUAAUGUGAAACGUUUGAUAAGUUUGACAGUAGAGCUUCAUCCUGCACCUUUUAGCUUAAACUAAUUAGUUAAUUCAGAUGUGUUUCUUUCUGUAUUUUCUUCACUAAAUUCGACUUAAACUGAACCGCUAAAUAUUUGGCCUGUGGUGAAUGUUAAUGUCGGACUCUGCCUGCGAAUACAACAAACAUAAAACUGUGAAAAAAUUAACAUUUUACAAAGAAAAUCUCUGAAAACAUCAAAAAAUAAUCAGAAAUAAUAGCGAUGAAUCCGUGCAGGCUGGUCUCUUAUACUUACUGUCAAAAGUGAGUUUAUUUCUGUGUUUCUCACUUUGUGUUCACAGAUUAUUUAUGUCUUCUCCUCGGCUCUCAACCCUGGAAACAAAGGUACUGAACUUCACUCAAACCUGUCGAUCUAUAAAGUGAAAAUGCAAGAUUUCAAAUAUAAGAUUCAUAAAUCUGAGACUGUAAAAAGAGGACUGUUUUCCACCAACUGUUUUCAUCUAAUCACUUCAUCUCUGAGAUUUAUGAAACUCUCACACCCACUAAACCUGUCCUGAUAAAUCCACACGUACUUCCCUCACAUCAGACGACUUUUGGACAGAUUUGACUUCCUUUAAACGGUGUAACAGUCACAGACAUGUUCGUAAACGAUGCUAAAGUCGUAAAUAUAAAAGUAUUUGUUGACUUUGUUUUCUCAGAGAUGGGGGAUCAUUUAGUGAAGCACGGGGAUGGAGUGAAGGACAUCGCUUUUACAGUGCAGGACUGUGACUUCCUGGUUCAGGUGAGAGGCGACGUUUAAAAGCUGCUGAUGAAUAUCGUUAGAGUUAUCAUCGCAGUGAGAAACAUUUCCUCUUUGACAGAAAGCCAAAGAGCGAGGCGCAGUGAUUGUUAAGGAGCCGUUCACGCUGGAGGACAAGUUUGGAAAAGUCCGACUGGCCGUGCUUCAAACUGUGAGACAUUUGAACUCUGUCUGAAUUUAACAAAUUAUUAAAUCGUUAGAAACGACCUAAAACUGGACUUCUGUUUCUGCAGUACGGUGACACCACACACACGUUUGUGGAGAGGACAGGAUACUCCGGUUUGUUCCUGCCCGGUUUUCAGCCUCCUCUGUUCAAGGACCCGUUUUUAGCUAAACUGUGAGUGUGAACCUGUGGAUCAGGUCUAAGAUGAGAGAAGAAGAAGAAGAACUUUAAAAACAAACUGGAUUAGGGUCAUGAACAGAUGUUUCUGUUUGUCUGUUUCAGGCCGAGUGGACAGCUGAACUUCAUCGAUCACGUUGUGGGGAACCAGCCGGACGAGGAGAUGGUCCCGGUGGUGGAAUGGUAACAGACACGCUCCUCACACCUUUACUGAGAUCUGACAUCAGGGUGGGGGACAGGAGGGGUCAAAGGGCGUCCGGGUCUUACAUAACUCUGCUUUACUGGCAUGAGUCAGGGACCAGAAUGACUCUGCAUUUUCUUAAGUACGUCUCCAGCAGUUCUGCACAUCUGGAUCUGGUUUUGAGCCCAUCGUAUAGGCAUGUAAGGCGGAGGGAAAGGCAGCUCUCUAAAUGAGCCAGCUCAUUGGUUAAUCCUUAAAAGAGGGGCGUGACACAAGCUACAGAUUUUUAUGUGCGUAACCUCACAGAGCUGGCUCAUAACUCAGAGUGUCAAUCAUUUAUGAUGAUGAGGAAACAGGCCGAGAGUUUGAACGCUGAAGCUCGUCUGAUGAUGUCUGAGCUAACGCCUCCUCUGUUCCCAAAGGUACCAGAAAAACCUCCUCUUCCAUCGCUUCUGGUCGGUGGACGAUAAACAGCUGCAGACUGAGUUCAGCGCUCUGCGCUCCAUCGUGGUCGCAAACUACGAAGAGACGGUGAAGAUGCCCAUCAACGAGCCGGCGAUGGGGAAGAGGAAGUCUCAGAUCCAGGCAGGUCCUUCAGACUUUAACGAACACGUAAAGUUAGAGCUGUUUGUGUUUCUGCUGAGCCGACACCGAGCGGGUUAAAACCAGCUCUGACAGGAUACUGAGUCUGUCUCAGGCUGAUCAGGUCACAUCCAGAGAAAUCUAGACCGGUCUGAUGGUUUCAUGUGGAAAUAAACUUUAAAACAACAACAGCUCGAUUUAUCCGAGGAACCUUUCAGCCCCACAAUAAAAAGUCUGAACCAUCAUCUCCUUCUGUUUCUCCUCUCAGGAAUAUGUGGAGUACUACGGAGGUCCAGGCGUGCAGCACAUCGCCAUGAACACGUCUGACAUCAUCACCGCUGUGAGUCUAAAAACUUUCUUUACUUUAGCGUGAGGAUGUCUCCUCAAAGCUGUCUCAGUGAAGCUCUGAUCAAUCCCUGGAUUACAGAUCCGUAACCUGAAGGAGCGUGGGAUGGAGUUCAUGAGCGUCCCCGACACCUACUACGACCAGCUGAGGAGGAACCUGAAAAACUCAAAGGUCCGGGUGUCCGAGGACCUGGAUGUGCUGCAGGUACAGACGAGUUUGAGCGCUGGAGAGUGUGUCGAUCUUUAGUAGUUUUGACCGACUCUAAAUCUUAGAGGAUGAAGCUCCACAGGUGAUGUUAUACGAGUGAGAACCUCAGCAGGGGGACCAGAACCCUGACGUGACCCUCCAUCAUUAUUUCUUCAGUUUCUCCACAGAGGCAGAUAUGAAACAUGCUGAGACUUCUCUUAGAGUUCGACCAAUCAGAGUGGAGUAUUAAACUCAGCCUGGUCCUGUGUGUUUGUUUUAAACUGCACUUUAACACAAACGUUCUUUCCCAUGAUCCUCUCUGACUCUUUUCCAGGAGCUGAAGAUCUUGGUGGACUACGACGAUAACGGGUAUUUACUUCAGAUCUUCACCAAACCGGUUCAGGAUCGACCCACCGUGUUCCUGGAGGUCAUUCAGAGACACAACCACCAGGUGAGGGCGCCACUGUGCAGUCUUUAUCUCAGAGUCAACAUUAAGGAGCAUCUUUGUACAAACUUAAACGCCUGAUUUCUCCACAGGGGUUUGGUGCAGGAAACUUCAAGUCUCUAUUUCAGGCCAUCGAGGCGGAUCAGCAGGCGAGAGGAAACCUGACCGUGCUGACGCCCAACGGGAUUUCAAAGAGCAUGUGAUCACAGCGAGUGUUUCAGU
Messenger RNA from Xyrichtys novacula (pearly razorfish), 9041 nucleotides. NCBI's taxonomy places the organism in Eukaryota, Metazoa, Chordata, Actinopteri, Labriformes, Labridae. The record is from the annotation of a GenBank genome assembly.